AUUCACCUUUAUCGAAUUGUCCACCUUGGUUACCGUGCGCCUGUUCAUAACGCAUGUCGUUAACUUUCUGGUUCCCCCCGCUGUAUGCUCCUUGAUCUACUUCUCCACCUUCAUAUCCGUACAUGCCCAUACCAGCGCCUCCACCGGCACCUCCAAUCAAACCAGCUCCUCCAAUCAUACCGGCACCUCCGCCCAUUAAACCUGCUUCUCCACCGAUCAUACCGGCUCCUCCGCUCAUCAAACCAGCUCCUCCGGUCAUCAUACCUGCUCCUCCUCCAGUCAUCAUACCUGCUCCUCCUCCAGUCAUCAUACCCGCUCCUCCACUCAUCAUACCUGCUCCUCCACUCAUCAUACCUGCUCCUCCAGUCAUCAUACCCGCGCCUCCAGUCAUCAUACCUGCUCCUCCAGUCAUCAUACCUGCCCCUCCAGUCAUCAUACCCCCGCCUCCGCUAGCUAUUCCAGCACCUGUUCCCAUUCCUGGAAAUUACUUUGUCUCAGUAUUGAAAUUGAAAAAAUUGUCAUGA
This is a messenger RNA of Leptinotarsa decemlineata (Colorado potato beetle), 524 nucleotides long. Its product is annotated as pollen-specific leucine-rich repeat extensin-like protein 3. The record is from RefSeq and is a predicted model, not a curated record. Lineage: Eukaryota; Metazoa; Arthropoda; Insecta; Coleoptera; Chrysomelidae.